CGCCGGUCUGGGGCCGCCCCGCUCUCGAGGAGGACUCGGGAGGAGCGCCAGCGCGGAGAGCCGCCCGGCAUGGCCAUGGCGUCCCCGGCCAUCGGGCAGCGCCCGUACCGGCUGCUCUUGGAGCCAGAACCGCCGCGCUAUCUGCAGAGCCUGAGCGGCCCCGAGCCGCUGCAGCCGCCGCCGCCGCCCCCGGGCCACUCCUCGCGCCGCUGCGCCCCCGCGCCGCUCUCCACUGCGCCCGGGGCGCACGAGAGACGCAGUGCCCGGAGAGCCGCCAGGGGGGACCCGGAGCCCCAGCCCCGGGCCUCCCGACCCACUCGCCCUCUCCGGCCUGGUCUGCAGCAGAGACUGCGGCGGCGGCCUGGAGCGCCCCGGCCCCGCGACGUGCGCAGCAUCUUCGAGCAGCCGCAGGAUCCCCGCGUCCCGGCGGAGCGAGGCGAGGGCCACUGCUUCGUGGAACUGGCGCUGCGGGGCGGCCGCGGCUGGUGCGACCUGUGCGGGCGAGAGGUGUGGCGGCGGGCACUGCGCUGCGCUAGUUUUUGGAUAUAACCAGCUGUCCUUUGGAACAAUACUGAACCUUGGUAUCAGAUCAGAUCAGUUGCUCAGUCGUGUCCGACUGUUUGCGACCCCAUGAAUCGCAGCACGCCAGGCCUCCCUGUCCAUCAGCAACUCCAAGAGUUCACUCAGACUCACACCCAUCGAGUCAGUGAUGCCAUCCAGCCAUCUCAUCCUCUGUCGUCCCCUUCUCCUCCUGCCCCCAAUCCCUCCCCCAGUAAAUACUUGUUGAAUGGACGCAUGCGUGCACAUGUGGAAAAGUGACUAGUAAUUAGGUAGAUGUAGAAAGACAGCAGACAUGCUUGUCAUAAAAAGGUUUACCUCUG
This is a messenger RNA of Bubalus bubalis (water buffalo), 881 nucleotides long. RefSeq names its product ras association domain-containing protein 5-like. The transcript has 2 exons. Lineage: Eukaryota; Metazoa; Chordata; Mammalia; Artiodactyla; Bovidae. The record is from RefSeq and is a predicted model, not a curated record. Bases 70 to 549 code for a protein of 159 amino acids.